AUGACUAUAUCAACUAGAGGCCAAACAGUGGAACCUCCAGAUGGUGAAAACAACAUUGUACCUGUUCAACCAUCCGGUUUACAAAUGGAGCCACAAAGUGUUACUGAUAAUGAAGGAGUUUCGUCACACACCUGUAGCGAUACAAAUUGCACCUGCCGAGAGCCUGACUUUCCUCAUGAAAAAUUAGCCAUUUUGGAUGAGAAAAUAUCUAGCCCUAGGUGGGUUGUGCCAGUUUUGCCGGAACAGGAGUUAGAAUGUUUAAUGCAAGCUGCUAUCAAUUUAUGUCGCACUGGUGAUGACGUGCGUUCAGAAGCUUGUCAGAGGUUUUUUCGUGAAGGCCUUACGAUCUCAUUCACUAAAAUUCUCACUGAUGAAGCUGUUAAUUCCUGGAAAUAUAACAUUCAUCAUUGUAUUUACCAGAAUUGCCUUCGACUUGUAGAACUGUGUGUUGUUAAAUUAUCUCAAGAUUGGUUUCCAUUGUUGGAUCUUCUUUCAAUGGUUUUUAAUCCAAAUAACAGGUUUCACACAUACAAUGCAGCAAGACAGAGUGAGACUGUUCCAGUAGGAUCUACUGUAGUUGAAGAAGAAAUAUUUGCCAGGCCACCUGACUCCCGCACACCAAGGGGUUGGCUUGUAGAUCUCAUUAAUAGAUUUGGUGGCCUGGGAGGUUUCCAAAUCCUGGUUGAAAGGUUUCAGUCUGGAGCAAUUGUUCCUGUUCCUGUAGUUCAUGCUCUAAUUAAACCUUUUGGUCUUUGCUAUGAACUUCUUACAGUUCACACAAUAGUAAAGUACCUAAUGCCUAUUGUGGAAAGAGUUCCACAAUUUCUAGAUAAUUUAACUGAUGAAGAACUAAAAAAAGAAGCAAAAAAUGAAUCAAAAAACGAUGCCAUUUCUUCUAUUAUCAAAUCUGCUAAAUGCCUAGUGUCCAGAGUAUCAGGACAAGAAGAAACAAUAAAACAGCUUGAAAUAUUCAGGCUAAAGAUGAUUUUAAGGCUUUUACAAAUAUCUUCAUUCAAUGGAAAGAUGAAUGCUUUGAAUGAAGUUAAUAAAGUAAUUGCCGGAGUAUCUUAUUAUCCACAUAGACAUACACCUAACAUGGAUCCUGAAGCUGAGUGGCUUACACCAGAAAGAAUGGCUAAAUGGAUAAAAGAAAAUGGUGUCCUACAAAUUGUAUUAAGGGAUUCCCUCCAUCAACCACAGUAUGUGGAAAAGCUGGAAAAAAUAUUACGAUUUGUAAUUAAAGAACGGUGUCUUUCAUUGGAGGAUUUGGAUAGUCUGUGGGCUGCACAACAUGGAAAGCAUGAAGCUAUUGUAAAAAAUGUGCAUGACCUCCUCGCCAAACUAGCAUGGGAUUUUUCACCCGAACAACUUGAUCACCUUUUUGAAUGUUUUCAAUCUAGCUGGACAAGUGCUAAUAAGAAGCAACGGGAAAAGCUCCUUGAAUUGAUACGAAGGUUAGCAGAAGAUGAUAAAGAUGGAGUUAUGGCUCAUAAGGUGCUUACCUUGUUUUGGAAUUUGGCUCAUUCUGAUGAUGUUGUCACUGAAAUAAUGGAUCAAGCAUUGAAUGCUCACGUUAAGAUUCUGGAUUAUAGUUGUUCACAGGAACGAGAUGCUCAGAAAACUGAAUGGUUAAACAAGUGUGUAGAAGAACUUAAAAAUAGUGAAAACUGGGUUUUACCAGCUUUAAAACAAAUUAGAGAAAUAGCUUGUUUGUAUGAACAACCACCUAAUGCAAAUCAACGGAGCCAUCAUGUCUGCUAUAGGCAAGAAGUUAUUAACAGGCUCCAAAAUGAACAUCAGCUUGUUAUAUUAGUUACUAAUAAUUUAACAAACUAUAUGGAGAAAGUAAGACAACUUGUUAAAGAGAGACCAGACCUUGAUCCAAAUGAAUACUAUCCAGACAAGAGAUAUAGUCAUAUAGCCCAAGUUCAUGAAAGACUGAAUUUUUUGCGAUUCCUCUUAAAGGAUGGUCAGCUUUGGCUUUGUGCAGAACAAGCAAAGCAAAUUUGGCAGUGCCUUGGUGAAGGUGCUGUUUUCCCUUCAGACAGGGAGGCUUGUUUUAAAUGGUUUUCAAAAUUAAUGGGUGAUGAGCCUGAUCUUGACCCUGCUGUAAACAGAGAUUUUUUCGAAAAUAAUGUUCUGCAAUUAGAUCCCUCUCUCCUGACUGAAAGUGGCAUGAAGUGUUUUGAAAGGUUUUUCAAAGCUGUCAAUUCCAAAGAAGGUAAGCUGAAAAUGAAGAAAAGAACAUUUUUAAUGGAUGAUGUCGAUUUAAUUGGAAAUGAAUAUAUUUGGAGGGUUGUAACAUCUAGUGGGGAUGAUAUGGCUGCACGUGCUAUUCAGCUGCUCAAGGAAGUUACUACUAAUCUCGGCCCUCGCCUCCAGUCAUCCUGUGUUCAGUUUCAUCAGUCAUACAUCAGUGAAUGUCUUGACAGGCUGAGAGCUCACUAUGAUACUGUUGUAAUUUUAAAAGGAGGGACCCCAAAUCCCCCGAGGAUAAACUUGGAGUGUGUGAAGAUGUGUAGAGUUCUAAAAGUUCUCAAAGAAUACAUUAGUGAAUAUGAUGGCGAAUUUACUGGUGAACGAAAAUAUCUUCCACUUUACAGGGCAUACAGAGGAAAACAAGUUACACUAUUAGUGAGAUUUUCUCAACCUGGUAGAAUUCUGGAUGACAUAGAAAUUCCAACUCAUGGUAAUGAAACCAUAGGCCUUGCUAGGAGAUUUAUAUUAAGGCGAAUCAAAGCAGGUUCUGCUCAACAUGUGAAACUUGACUUAUAUUUCAACGGAGAUCUUUUGGAUCCAUCAGAUGACAGGAAGCUUUUGGCCGAUCUUCACUUUGCUGAUAAAAUUCUUUUGACUGGAAAGCUAAGUCAAGCUAAUGCUAAUAUGGGAAGCUCACCAGAUAGUUCAUCAGAUAGUAGUACUGGAUCUCCUCAGCAUCCUUAUGAUAACCCUAAUUUAGAAGCUGAAAAUUGUCUACCUGGUGUUCUGAUGUCGCAAAAAUAUCAGACAACAGCUAGCCUUCUGAAAGUUUGCGAUUUAGCUUCUUCUCUGGGUAACACAGCUCUUGCACAAGUUUCAUAUUCUGUUUUAAGCUUGUGUCCACCUGAUAACCAUACCUUAACAACUCUUCAGAAUUUAUUCCAUGAAGAAUCGCCAACAUCUUCUAAUUCUGUUGAUGUUGAAUCGGCAUUUUACAAUCAGUCAUCUCCUCAAGUUUUGUAUCAUUUAGAGGUUCUUUAUGCCAUUUUGAUGCCAGCUAUCGAUCCUGUUUCUGAAAAAGCUUUUGAAAUGCAAUUCAACUUUUUUAAGAGUAAAUGUUGUAAUAUUUUACUCGAAAUAAUUACCAAAGACAAUUUCAUGUCUACUUCUGACAUUGUUGGUAAAAGGCAUGCUUAUUUAACUGUACUGAAGAUUUGCAAGCUUAUUCUUUGUACAAUUGGUCACAUUUUAUAUAUUAUUGCCGAAAACAAUAUCCAACAACAGCAACAAGGCAAUACCAAUUCUUCAUUGAAUAACUCUACAAAUAAUACAACUCUUCUUAAAGAAGCACUGUGCAAUAUACCUAGCCCCACUACUGAGAUUAUUACAAGGAAUGUAGCAUCAAAACUUGCUAGAGCUUAUUUAGAGAAGUUUGGGUUUAACAAUAAAUGGAAUGGAUGGACACCACCGGAUGAGUUAUUGAGAGCUCUGAUGAAAUUAGCGUGGGCUUCUGCUGCUGCUGAUAUUACUCUUAUUUCAGCUGAUCCUCAGGCAAUCCAUGACGCUAUCGCUCGUGCCACGCCAACAACAUUUGAUAUAUUAGUUUGCAAAGAAGCAUUAGAAGAUUUAACAAUAGCUCUUGUUCUUAAUUCUUCGGCCUUAGGGUACUUAAUGGAAGAAAAAUGUUGGCAGACGUUCAUAAUUGAUCUGGUGCUUCUAUGCAGCAACAGGUCCAUAAGAAUAGUGGCUGCAGAACAAUUUCUAUUAAUGGUUACCUUUGGAACAUCACAUAAACCAUUGCACUUUAGUAUAAUUCUUCUUUUUAAUGUUCUUCAAAAUUUAGUAUUAAAUUAUGCCAAAAAUUCGCAUGAAUAUUUUCAGCUCUUGUGCCGAUUGUUAAAUUUUGCAUAUAUGUAUAAUUGCCCACUUAGUACAGCUGAAACACUUUUAAAUCAGGAGAUUAAAUGGUUGAAGUCUACAAAAGAACAAGUAAAAGAAACUGGAUGUACGGGGGUUGAAGAGGCUGUUUUAGAUGGACAUCUAGGAAUUGCUAAAGAACUUUUAUCAUUCAUUUCACCAGAGAAAAAAUUCCAAAUAGGAUCUGAUGAAAAUACAGGCAUCAAUUUGAUAAAGGAAUUAGUUGAAGAUUUCAUCUUUCCUGCAUCCAAAAUGAUGCUGCAUCUUCAAAAGACUGGUGAGCUGAGUGGUGAACAAGCAGUACCUGUUUGUAGCACUCCUUUAACUCUUAGUUCGGCUUUUGAACUUCUUGUUUCUCUCUGUGAUAACUGUGCACCCAACAUGAAACUUCUAGUCACUAUGCUUACUGAUAUGUUUUACACAGAAAAUGAUGAAGGACUUCAGGAGUGGGACUAUCUACCUCCUAUUGGUCCUCGUCCUAUAUCUGGAUUUGUUGGCUUAAAAAAUGCUGGAGCUACGUGUUAUAUGAACUCUGUUCUUCAGCAACUCUAUAUGGUUCCUGGAAUCAGAAUAGGUCUUUUAGCUGCUGAAGGUGCCACUACUGAUUCUGAUGACUUUUAUAGUAAUGAAAAUGAAAGUAUAAUGAGUGGCAGUGGACCUGAAAGUGAAGAAAAAUCAUCAUUAGAAGAAUCUAGAAAAGAAUAUAAUAUAGGUAUUUUAAAACAGGUUCAAGCCAUAUUUGGUCAUCUCGCUUAUAGUAAAUUACAGUAUUAUAUUCCUAGAGGUCUCUGGAGACAUUUUAAACUUCAAGGAGAACCUGUUAAUCUUAGAGAGCAGCAAGAUGCUGUAGAAUUUUUUAUGAGCUUAGUUGAAAGUAUAGAUGAUGCACUUAAAGCUUUAGGUCAAGAACAAAUUAUGGGUAAAAUAUUAGGAGGCUCUUAUUCUGAUCAAAAAAUAUGUAAAGGCUGUCCGCAUAGAUAUUCCAAAGAAGAACCAUUUAGUGUUAUUAGUGUCGACAUUAGGAAUCAAUCUACAUUGCAAGAUUCUUUAGAACAGUAUGUAAAGGGUGAAUUAUUAGAAGGAGCUGAUGCAUACCACUGUGAUAAAUGUGAUAAAAAGGUUGUUACUGUUAAGAGAUUGUGUGUAAAAAAACUUCCUCCUAUUUUGACUAUACAGUUAAAAAGGUUUGAGUAUGAUUUUGAGAGAGUUUGUGCCAUAAAGUUUAAUGAUUAUUUUGAAUUUCCAAGACUGUUGGAUAUGGAGCCUUAUACAGUUUCUGGCCUGGCGAAACUGGAAGGUGAGGUUGAUUAUGAUGGUAACGAAAGUCCGAAAGAGUGCACCAAAUAUCAACUGACAGGAAUUGUUGUUCACAGUGGGCAAGCUAGUGGUGGCCAUUAUUACUCUUAUAUUUUACAUAGAUUAAAAGAUGGAACAUCAAAGUGGUAUAAAUUUGAUGAUGGUGAAGUUACUGAAUGUAAAAUGGAAGAUGACGAAGAAAUGAAGUCCCAGUGUUUUGGGGGUGAAUACAUGGGAGAGGUAUUUGAUCAUAUGAUAAAGAGAAUGACGUACAGGAGGCAAAAACGUUGGUGGAACGCUUAUAUGUUAUAUUACACUCGCCAAGAUGAUAGUGUAGAUCUAGUCAAUCAUUUAAACCUGCUCUCUCUUAGUGAUAGUAAUCCUGGAAUCAUUAAAAUGCCACCAGCCAUUGAACGAAGUGUUAGAAGACAAAACAUAAGCUUUAUGCAUACUAGAAACCAGUUUAGUGCUGAAUAUUUCCAGUUUAUGAGAAGAUUAGCCACAUGUAGUUUACCCUCACCCAAUAGGCAGCAUAAUGCUGAUAAAGUGGGACCAGAAGCUGAAGAACUUUCGUUACUUUCGGUUCAGAUUGUGAGUAGAUUUUUGUUUCACACUGGUUUUCACACAAAAAAGUGCCUUCGAGGUCAAGCUACUGAUUGGUAUGAUGCCCUUUACCAUCAUCUUCGAUCGUUUGCAUCUGUUAGGUCAUGGUUCACACAUAACAUACUUUUCAAACAUCCUAACAGGUUUUGUGAAUAUCUACUGAGUUGCCCUAGUACAGAAGUAAGGACAGUUUUUAUGAAAAUCAUUGUUUUUUUAGCCCAUUUCUCGCUGCACGAUGGGCCUUGUCCACCACCAAUGGUCAAUGCUCCAAUGAUUCUGUUCGACCCGAAGGCAACAAUGAGUGAUCACUUAUUGAUUGCUGUUCUCUCAAUGCUUCAAAAAGAAGUUUCUGAACAUGGACGACAUUUACUUCAUUAUUUUUCUCUUUUUCACAUGUAUGCUUCUCUUGGGCUAGAAGAGAAGAAACAAUUGUUACAGUUAAAUGUUCCUGCCACAUUUAUGCAGGUUGCCUUAGAUGAAGGUCCUGGUCCUGCAAUAAAAUAUCAGUAUCCUGAACUCACAAAACUUCAUUGUGUAGUAUCCCAACUGGUUAGGUGUUGUGAUAUAACUUCUAAAACGCAAUCAUCUCAAACGGGACAACUAUCUUUACCGAACCCUUAUGGAGAAACUAAUCCAGGAGAAUGCCUGAUGCCAAUUCAGCCACAGGCAGAAGAAAUCUUAUUUGGACGAUCCAGUUACGUGAAAAAAAUUAUUGAAGAUUGUCAAGUAACAGAAGAAGGUGGUAAAAUUUUGCAAUACUGCUGCUGGGAAAAUCCUCACUUUUCAAGGACUGUUUUGAGUGAGCUUUUAUGGCAAAUAGCUUUUGCCUAUUGCCAUGAGCUGAGGCAUCAUAUUGAUCUAUUACUCGGUGUUAUAAUGAUGGAAGAUUCCUGGCAGACACAUAGACUUCAUAAUGCAUUAAAAGGAGUUCCUGAAGAGAGGGAAGGACUCUUUGAUACCAUUCAUCGCUCCAAAAACCAUUAUCAGAAACGUGCUUAUCAGUGCAUUAAACUAUUAGUUAAUUUAUUUUCCCAGUGUCAUACUGCCUUACAACUCCUUCAUACGAAUGAAGAAUUUAAGAGAAAAUGGACUUUGUCGAUAGAAUGGUUACAAGAUGAACUUGAAAGGCGGCCGUACGGAACUACUAAUGCCCAGUACAGUUUCAACAAUUGGUCGCCUCCAGCUCAGUCUAAUGAAUCAUCUAAUGGAUUUUACUUAGAGCGAUCCAACAGUGCCAGAAAAACCUUGGAGAGAGCAUGUGAACUUUGCCCUGAGGAUGAGCCUGACAUAGACGAUACGUGUGAAGAAAGUGAAAGUUCACAAAGUGAAGAUGUCCGCCCUGGGCCUUCACAUCCAUCUCCUCAUUACACUCAGCCUUAUCAGACUCUUCGUUCAGGGGAAAGGGUUCCUGGGGGGCCUCAGACUGUUAGGACUGAAAAUGGAAGUGCUUGGAGGAAUGAAGAGGAGCAAACACAAACUCCAUCAACCACUACACUUCAAAGUUCACAGAGUGGACAGUUCCAACCAUAGACUUCUAUUCGGAAUAUAGCAAGUCAUAUUUUAUUUACCGUAUCCCACUUUCCUUUCAUUUUAGUCUGUUGCAUUUGUAAAAUAAUUUUAACCUCCUCAUCCUUAGUGUAUAUGUACAUUACGGAAGCCAUUGUACUGUGGAAGAAUGUUAAGUUCUACAGUUAGCUGUAGGAUUCACCCACAGCCUUAUGUAUAUGCCUGGAGCCCCCUGUGACACGUGUUUUUCGGUGCUUGUAUAGAUAUCACAGGUUGUCUCUUUAAGACACUAUGUAUAAAAGUGGAAAUGUUUUUAAAAUGUCACAUAUGUGUAUAUUAAUGUUGUUUUCUUAAUACACGAUUUAAGUAAAAAUGCAUUUUUCUAAAUGGCAGCUGCGUGAUUUUUAAAUGUUGCCUAUGUUUAUAUUAUAUAACUAAGCGAUUUUUAGUUUUUAUUUAUUGUCUAUUUCCUUGUACCAAAUUGGUAUAUUUUGUAUACUUAUGUGAAGUAUGAAGAGUAUAUAGGACCUGUGAUAUAUAUGAAUCCAGCUGAGCUUUGGACUAUAUUACUAAGCCUCAUAAUUAUUAAACAGUCACGUUAUAAAAUUGUGAUUUAACUAAAUAGUUCGAGGAACUGAUAAGUUUAUGUUUAAAAAAAAAAAUCUCUGCAUAGCAAACGUUAUUGUAUUUCUGCACUGUUAUAUAAAUUUUGUUAAUGUGUAUUUUGUUUGCAUCUUGUUGACUAUUUAUUACAAUUUGCUUAAUAUAAGUCAAUUUGUAUUUUAUUUGUGAAGGUUGACUGAUUAAUGCCAAUCAAUGUCAUACUAGUUUUUUAAUUACAGCAAAUUUGACAUGUACAUUUGUUUGCCUACCAUGUGAAAAAAAAAUAAAUGAAGUAUAUAUAUGUAUACAUACAAACAUAUAUAUAUAUUAUAUAUAUAUUUGAGAUUUAUAAUGUUUAACUGUUUCUAGCCCAUCAUUACCAUUCCUCUUCCUUGAUAAAGAUUCGCUUAUCCUUAAAAUAGUUUUUAAGAAUCGUUAAAAGGCUCAUAAAAUACUGUAGAUCUGUAUAACAUGUAAGUAGUGAAUUUGUGUAGUAUUUUUUAUUUGAAAGCUAUUUCUUACUUGGAGUAUGAAGUGUUUAGUAAACAAUUUUAAUUUUGUUAUAAUAAAA
Molecule: messenger RNA, 8695 nt
Organism: Nezara viridula (southern green stink bug)
Lineage: Eukaryota; Metazoa; Arthropoda; Insecta; Hemiptera; Pentatomidae
Source: the annotation of a GenBank genome assembly